Messenger RNA from Seminavis robusta, 3334 nucleotides. NCBI's taxonomy places the organism in Eukaryota, Bacillariophyta, Bacillariophyceae, Naviculales, Naviculaceae. The record is from the annotation of a GenBank genome assembly.
GGAAGAGAGCUCGGAUUUGCGUAUGCUUCCAUCCCGGUAUUUGAACUGAAGGGCCGACGGCCAAGGUCUCACAGUACCGCUCGACGCAAGACAUGGAGCUGGGGCAAUGAUUGCCCCGAGGGAGGGCUCGAAGCUAGCUGUGGAUUGACCUUCGUGCCUUUUCUUGGUGAUGGUAUACGUCCUGAUGUACCGGUACCUGUACGAGGGCGUCCUUCUCUUGCCCUCUUUCAUUCCAUUCUCACGCUUCAAUUUGGCGGUUUCAAGGGAAGACAGGGGAUCAUGAGAUAAGUAAAACAACAUUACGAGUAGUGGUAUUUCAUGUGUGCCGAAGCUCCCACUUAUUCUACACCUCACAAGUCAUUUCACAACGUCGGACUGGAAUCAAGCUCAACAGGGUCUUCUUUCCCCGCUGAUUAUGGGCCGUUUGUCACCCCCUUCGAUUCUAGCUAGUGGAGAAAUCGCCAAAGGGCCUGACAAGCUCAAGUCACACUGCCGUUGUUGUUACUUUCCUCUAUUCACAUUGGAACAUGUACGCCUUUCAUCUGCUUCAUUAUUGUUGAUUGUGAUUGACCACAAAAGUGGAAGAGAGAGGACUUUUGGGGUAUUUUUGAUGCAAUUCUUGCCAAUGCACAAUGAAGCAAUCCACAAUUGGAUAGAGUAGUUUUCCUGCGAGACUGAGAGUUUCAACUCGACAAAAUGACUCACAAAACAGAAAUUGACAAGGAAAUCCUGGCAUUCGAAUCAACCAGGCUCCCAGUAUAACCGGUACACAGGUUCCAGGUCCAUUGCAGAGUACCAGCUCAGGUCGAAUCUGUAUGGUCAAGACAAUGGCAUGUAUCAGUGCAUAGAUUGUCGUGAUAAAUGAAGACGUAAAUGAUUGUCCCACUUCUCGACUUCGUGGAAUUUUGUGGACAAUGGUGUCAUUCUUGUGGAGCUCAGGAUUUGCUUGGAGCCGUUGGAUGGAGGUAUGAUCCGUAUCAGCCACCACAUAUACAAUUGGAUCAUACAGGGCACUGUCUAGCUGUGAGACCAUGUGUAGCAUUUCACUGGUAUGACCACCUGAUCCCAGCACCACCAGUGUCUUGCAUUUCUUGCUUCUGAAUGCUGUUCUGGUCUCCUUGUCAUCAUAGCCAUUUCUUCGUGCUUGAAUCUCUCGAUAGAUCCAUAGAAAGCGCAGUAUCGCAAGGAGGAGAGCUGCUGAUGCAGCCCCUCCCAAGAAUAGAAGUGCUGUUGUUGAAUUCAUUGUAAGAGCUUCCAAUUAAACCGCUAGCUGCUUCACAGUGUAGGACAGGGUACCGGUGGUAUCUGUCAACUGAAAUAUGUCCUUUGAUGGCAAAAAGGAGUUUCCAAAUGGGAGGAGAGGAUUUGGAGGUUUGUCACAACGCUGCGCCGUGAGGAACCACAGCAAUAUUUACCUCAUCUUGAAUAAGCUUUCUCUCAAAGAUCCAGCGGCUGUAACAAGAAGAUAACGCUGAGUUGAGGUAGCUGAGGUAAAACAAAGAAACAAAGUUGACCUUAACUUUAACCCCAAAUUUGCCCCAUCUACGUGACGAAUUGAAGCUGUCUUCACGUGUGUUGCGACGCUGUUUCGAUGAAGCCAGCCUCACAACGCAACCACAACCGCCAAGCUCAACCCUUCAUCUCCCAGAUAUAGAAGAGCCAAGCUACACUGUAGCAAGGAGGCCCUACCAUACUAGCUAGCUAGCCUGCUGUUUGUGUAUUUGUUCCCCGUUGCCAAGAUGACGGCUGCUGAUCACGAUUCUGGCAAGAGCAAGGAAGAAGCGCCAAAGACGAAUCAAGAUGUGGUGACAAAAGUGGAUCUUUCGCUGCUGGACACGUGGAUUGACGACAACAGCAAGGAGCAAGACGCCACCGAAAAGCUUUCGUUUGAAAGUAGGCUUCGUCAACUGCAACGAAAUGAGCUUGAAAAGCUGACGUCCCGAGAAGCCUUUCGAUCGAGAUUGGAGACCUUUCGUCCUUUGACCUACUUUUGCAAACCGACUCCUCUCUCUCCCCUCGUCUGUGCUAGAUUUGGAUGGACCAACACAUCCAUGGACAUGCUUCGGUGUGUUUGCUGCCAAGCGGCCUUGGUGGUCAAGAUCCACCCCAAAAUCACCAAACAAUCCACCAUCACCAAGCUCAUUCAAGCCUAUCAAAAGAAACUGGCCACGGCGCACAAACCAACUUGUCGCUUUCGAUUCGAGGCAGACCUGCAUUUCGUCGUAACCAACAACAACACGACAAUCACCAACAAUAAUCCAGAACAAACCAGUAGUACAACAAUUGUACCGCAUUACAUGGCAUCGAUUCUGCCAAGAAAUGUUGUGGAUAUGAUUGAAGAGCCCGAUUCACGACGACUCCUUUUGACGCGGUUCAAUGCCCUUGCCAAAGUGCUACACAUCCAGGACCACCAUUCCCCCGACGAUGGACCGCCCCAAUGGCAGAUUCCCGAACUGACCAUUCCCCAGAAUGUGCUGCACUUUGGUGGGACCACGGACGAUGAUGAGGCUGAUCUAGCUAUAAAACGCCGAACGUCGCUGCAGCGUCGCAUGCUGGCCAAAUUGGCAUUCAACCGCAAACGGCCUUACACGGCAUUGGGGUUGGAACAUGAAACAUUGCUGUCGAGAUUGGAUGUUAUUUUGCAUCCACCGACCAAAGAAGAGGAGAUUCGGGCUCACACGAGGACUCAGAGUGCUUGGGAGAGUCUCUACGAAGGGAUUGCCGCAUUGGCCUUGUUUGGUUGGAUACCGCCGCCAACAAAGAGCGACACGACAACAACAGUGCCAAAGGAAGAUGGUAUCGUCUUGCUGCACUGCCCAAUCUGCUUGUCAAAGCUUCGAUUCAAUCUGCACAGUGUUCAUCAUCAUCACCACAGCAUGGAAUCAGCAGCUGCGGAGGCCAACAACGACGACAAGGAGGAAAACCCCACCAAGAAGCAAAAGCUAGAGACUUUGAAUCCUCUUGCCGCACAUCGACAUUAUUGUCCCUACGUCUGCGGAUUUCCCACUGCGGAGGAGCGCAAAGGGACGCCCAUCUGGCAAACGGUUGCCUCCAAGUUGUUUUCGUUUCAGGAUAGCCACGAAGCCGAAGACGACGACGAGACAGCAUCAAAGGACGAAACAAAUAAUGACCAGUCUAACGAGGCUACCAUGGACCGUCUCUUGGGUUUGCUUCAGUCUGGGGUGUCUUCCCGCCCUCGCAAAUAGGAACGCGACGACAGUGACAUGUUGCUUAAUAAUUUGAGUGUGGCGAAAUACAGAUACCAGUACUCUUAUCGUUUCAAGCCGGCGCGAUGAUUAAGAAUAUAAUUUAAUACCUUCUCUUUCACCACAGC